Purpureocillium lilacinum is the source of this 2655-nucleotide messenger RNA. RefSeq lists its product as uncharacterized. The record is from RefSeq and is a predicted model, not a curated record. Lineage: Eukaryota; Fungi; Ascomycota; Sordariomycetes; Hypocreales; Ophiocordycipitaceae. Gene Ontology annotation, molecular function: nuclease activity; RNA binding. Gene Ontology annotation, biological process: mRNA catabolic process; regulatory ncRNA-mediated gene silencing. Gene Ontology annotation, cellular component: nucleus; cytosol; RISC complex.
AUGUCCAAGACUUUCAUCGGCAACGUCAAGAGUGUCCUCAGCGGCGACACCUUGGUGCUGACGAGCCCAAACAACCCCGCCGCCGAACGAACCCUCUCGCUCGCCUACGUGACCGCCCCGCACCUGAGACGAGACGGCGACGAGCCCUUCGCCUUCCAGUCCCGCGAGUACCUGCGAAACCUCGUCGUCGGCAAGCCCGUGCAAUGUACCAUCCACUACGCUGUCCCGUCCGGCCGCGAGUUCGGCACCGCCAAGCUCAAGGACGGCACUGAGCUGCCCGACGAGCUCGUCAAGGCCGGCUGGCUCAAGGUCCGAGAGGAUGCCGGCCGGAAAGAGGAGUCCGAGGAGAUCCUGGAGAGGCUCGAAAAGCUCCGCGCUCUCGAGUCGCAGGCCAAGGGCGAGGGCAAGGGCCUCUGGGCCGGCGUGGGUGGCAUCAUCGAGCUCCAGAACGACCUCGGCGGCCCCGAGUUCAUGAAGGAGUGGAAGGGCAAGACGGUCGACGGCAUCGUGGAGCGGGUUCUCAGCGGUGACCGCCUGCUCGUCAGGCUGCUUCUCUCAGACAAGAAGCAUGUCCAGCCCAUGACUCUCCUCGCCGGUGUCCGCACGCCCUCCACCGAGAGAAUGGUGCCGUCCACUGGCACCACUCACCCCGCGGAAGAGUACGGCAACGAGGCCCGCCAGUUCGUCGAGACGAGACUGCUUCAGCGCCAGGUCAAGGUCGAGAUUGUCGGAGCUAGCGCCCAGGGCCAGCUCGUCGCCAACAUCAUCCACCCUCGCGGCAACAUCGCCGAGUUCCUUCUGCAGGACGGCCUCGCCCGCUGCAACGACUUCCACUCUACCAUGCUGGGCGAGAAGAUGGCGCCUCUGCGCGCCGCCGAGAAGCAGGCUCAGUCUAAGAAGCUUCGCCUGCACAAGAACCACGUCGCCAAGACCGAAGCCGGCAGCCAGGAGAUGACCGUCACCAAGAUCGUCGGCGCCGACACAAUCAUUGUCAAGAACAAGGCCGGCACCGUCGAGAAGCGAAUCAACUUCUCCAGCGUCCGCGGCCCUCGCGCCGGCGAGCCCUCCGAGAGCCCCUUCCGCGACGAGGCCAAAGAGUUUCUCCGCCAGAAGCUGAUCGGCAAGCACGUCAAGAUCAGCAUCGACGGAACGAAGCCGGCGACGGAGGGCUUCGAGGCCAGAGAGGUCGCCACCGUCACGGAAAAGGGCAAGAACAUUGGCUUGCUGCUGGUGGAGGCCGGCUGGGCCUCGGUCAUCCGACACCGCAAGGACGACACGGACAGGGCCUCCAACUAUGACGAGCUCCUCGCCGCGCAAGAAAAGGCCAAGGAAGAGGGCAAGGGCAUGUGGUCCGGCAAGCCCCAGAAGGCGAAGCAGUACACCGACCUGUCGGACAACGCCCAAAAGGCAAAGAUUAUGCUGGCCACGCUGCAGCGCCAGAAGAAGGUUCCCGCCAUUGUCGACUUUUGCAAGGCCGGUUCCCGCUUCACCAUCCUCAUUCCUCGAGAGAACAUCAAGCUUACGAUGGUUCUGGGUGGCAUCCGCGCCCCUCGCGCGCCGCGCGCCGACGGAGAGGGCGGUGAGCCGUUUGGCAAGGAGGCGCUGGAGCUCGCGAACAGGAGAUGCAACCAGCGCGACUGCGAGGUCGACAUUCACGACAUGGACAAGGUCGGCGGCUUCAUCGGCGAGCUGUACAUUAACCGCGAGAACUUUGCCAAGGUGCUGGUCGAGGAGGGCCUCGCGUCGGUGCACGCCUACUCUGCCGAAAAGUCGGGCAACUCGACGGAGCUGUUUGCCGCCGAGAAGAGGGCCAAGGAGGGCAAGAAGGGCCUGUGGCAUGACUACGACCCCUCGCAGGAGGAGAACGGCGAGGAGGAGGCGUCCGAGGAGACGCCGCAGGAGAGCGAGGUUUCGCUGGAAAAGCGGCCGACCGACUACCGGGAUGUCAUGAUCACCAACAUCGACAGCAACGGCAAGAUCAAGAUCCAGGAGAUUGGCAAGGGCACGUCGGCGCUGGAGACGCUGAUGAACGAGUUCCGCAAGUUCCACCUGGACUCGAAGAACAACAAGCCGCUGGGCGAUGCGCCCAAGACGGGCGACUUUGUCUCGGCCAAGUUCUCGGCGGACGGCCAGUGGUACCGCGCGCGCGUUCGCGCCAACGACCGGGCGGCCAAGGUGGCCGAGGUCAUGUUUGUCGACUACGGCAACAGCGAGAAGGUGCCGUGGUCGAGCCUGAGGUCGCUGGACCAGGGCCAGUUCGGAACGCAGAGGCUCAAGGCGCAGGCGGUCGACGCGUCGCUGUCGUUCGUGCAGCUCCCGACGGGCGCCGACUACUUUGACGAGGCCAUCGGAUACAUUGCGGAGCUGACGGAGGGCAAGCGGCUCGUGGGCAGCUUCGACUUUGUCGACAGCAAGGAGAACGUGAGCUACAUCACCCUGUACGACACCAAGGCGAACAACGAGCUGCCGGGGCUCAACGACUCGAUCAACAAGGAGGUGCUGGCGGGCGGUUACGGCAUGGUGCCCAAGAAGCUCAAGGCGUGGGAGCGCAGCAAGGCGUUUGAGCCGUACCUGAAGCACCUGCGGGAGGUGGAGAGCCAGGCGAAGCAGGAGCGCCGUGGCAUGUGGGAGUAUGGCGACAUUACUGAGGACUAG